Messenger RNA from Kazachstania africana CBS 2517, 1275 nucleotides. RefSeq names its product putative serine/threonine protein kinase VHS1 (gene VHS1). Gene Ontology annotation, molecular function: ATP binding; protein kinase activity. The record is from RefSeq and is a predicted model, not a curated record. NCBI's taxonomy places the organism in Eukaryota, Fungi, Ascomycota, Saccharomycetes, Saccharomycetales, Saccharomycetaceae. The transcript has a single exon. The coding region runs from base 1 to 1275 and encodes 424 amino acids. Gene Ontology annotation, biological process: protein phosphorylation.
AUGUUCACUAACUACCAGGUAAACAACUUCAAGAUUCUUGAAGAAGUUGGGUCAGGAGCAUACGGUUUGGUAUUCCAUGUUAUUGAUACCAUAACUUUUAGUGACUUCGCCAUGAAAGUCAUUAUAAAAUCCAGAAUAGAUUGCACAGAAGAUAGGAGGGAUCUACUAACGAUAGAACUUUUGAAAUGUUUCAACAAGUAUGGUGACGAUUACUUAGACAAUAAAAUUUUUUUACCUGCCAUAGAUCUACAUUCCAUCAAAAGUUUAACUCCAGAACAACUAGAACAUAUUCCCCACUAUAAAGAAAUCUCUUUACAAUUAAAAGUGCACGCUCAUAAAAACGUCGUAACCAUCCAUCAAGUACUAGAAAGUGAAUUAGCAACUUUUAUAAUAAUGGAUUAUUAUCCAGUAGAUUUAUUCACUGCUAUUGUCGAUCAAGAAAGAUUUAUUAUGGAUGGUCUACUAGUUAAGCAGGUUUUCCUUCAACUUUGUUCUGCUAUUGCAUAUUGCCAUAAAUUAAAUGUUUACCAUUGUGACAUUAAACCAGAAAAUUUAUUGUUGGAUAAUGACGACAAUUUAGUCAUUUGUGAUUUUGGGCUCGCCACAACUUCGAAGUAUUUGGUUCCAAACGUUUCUGUUGGUAGUUCGUAUUAUAUGGCACCUGAAAGAAUACUAUCCAUUAAUAAUACAAACAAAUUUCUCACUAUGAAUAGUGACAUUUGGUCGCUGGGAAUUAUACUUAUAAAUCUUGUUUGCAUUAGGAAUCCUUGGCUGAAGGCUCAUCAGACCGGAGAUAGUACUUUCAGUUACUUUAUGAGGGAUCAAAGUAUCCUUAUGAAAAUCUUACCGAUAUCAGACGAACUAUUCGAAGUAAUCAAUUCAAUCUUACAAAUAAACCCUAAAAAUAGAGUCUCCAUCAUUGAAAUAAUGAAAAAAGUCUCAAUGGUGAAAAAUUUCACUAGAGAAGGCCCAUUAACUGAUGUACCUCUGAUGGAUGAAAAUGUAUUUUUCAACUGUUUUGCUGCUCCAGUGGAUGAAGUUUCGCCAUGCUUCGCACAACAAAGGCUGGAUGAUUCAGAUGCUACCACAUUAUUUGCUUCGUCAAGUUCUAGUAACAUCCAUCUGAGUGAGUUCAUAACAACUAAGCAGAAAACUAUUACAAAUGCAUAUACGGCUUCAUCCUCCACUUCAUUAGAUACUACUCCAUUUGUCUCUGAUGUAGAAAAUUGCAAUAAACAAUAUUUCCCUAUUCAAGAGAAAUUGUCAUUUCUUUAA